Messenger RNA from Mercurialis annua (annual mercury), 2792 nucleotides. RefSeq lists its product as uncharacterized. The coding region runs from base 250 to 2583 and encodes 777 amino acids. NCBI's taxonomy places the organism in Eukaryota, Viridiplantae, Streptophyta, Magnoliopsida, Malpighiales, Euphorbiaceae. The record is from RefSeq and is a predicted model, not a curated record. The transcript is spliced from 2 exons.
AUUUUGAAAAGAAAAUAAAAGCUUUGGAAAAUAAGCACUCUUUGAAGAAAAUAGAAGCCAAAUUCUCAUAACACAAACAAUACUCUGCCAGUGAUGCUAUGUCCGCCGGCCGCCGUUGCCUGAUCGGAAAUCUUCAAUCUUUAACCUGUUAUUUACCAAGAAGCUAUUUUUUUCUUCAAAUUUGUGAGCUUCUAACAGCAACCCGCAAGUUAUUUUACUCAUCUUUUGCAAUUGCACAAUCAAAUUCUGAUGAAUGAUAAAUCAAGAAAUAAAGGUUUGAUGGAUUUUUUCAAAAUCGAACCUAAGAAUCUUGACUCAAGUAUGUCAUCAUCUUCUGAAGCCAUCAUCAAUAUUCCACAGAAGAGAAGUCGUGUGGAGUUCAAUCCCGAUGAACUCGUUGUCGAUCCGGGGGUUCGAAACUAUAUUGAGAGCUAUGAUGUGUCAAUUAGAGAUCAUGUCAGGAUGGCGUACCUGUCGAAAGGUCCGUGUCAACCAUAUCGCUUUGAUUUUCCUAAGAAAAAACAAGGGAAAAACAUGAGGAGUUUUCAAGCAGUAUGGUUCAGAAAAUUUCCGUGGUUAGAGUAUAGCGAUGAAAAAGACUCCGCUUAUUGUUUGUAUUGUUAUCUCUUUGCUCGUCCUUCUUCAAGAAGUACAGCUUUUACGAGUAAAGGGUUUAAUAAUUGGAAAAAGGCAAUUGAAUCUUUUAAUGAACAUGUUGGCGGAGUUAGCAGUAUCCAUAAUAGUGCAAGAUGUGAUUGUGAGGACUUCCAGAAUCAACAUCAAAACAUGUCGCUUGCUUUGAUAGCUCAAAAUCCUGAAAUGGAAGUUACUUAUCACACUCGUUUGACAGUAGUGUUACAUGUUGUUCGCAUUCUCCUGUUGCAGGGUCUUGCAUUUUGUAGUGAUGAGUCUUCUAUCUCUUCAAACAAGGGAAAUUUUCUAGAGAUGAUGACAUGGUAUGCGGACUGUAAUGAAAGUGUGAGAAAUAUUAUUGAUAGUAAUGCUCACGAUUAUAACCAAGUGACUUCUCCCCAAAUUCAAAAGGAAUUGGUCAAAGCUUGUGCUUCACAAAUAACAUCAAUCAUGCUCACUGAACUUGGAGAUCGUAAUUUUUCCAUUCUUAUUGAUGAAGUUUGGGAUGAGUUCAUGAAGCAACAAAUGGUGGUAUUCUUGAGGUUUGUGGAUAAGAAUGGCGAGGUAAUUGAAAGGUUUCUUGCCAUUGAGACUAUUGGUGACACUUCUUUCGGCUCAUUAAAAGCAGUAUUUGCUCGUCAUGGUUUGUCUAUUUCUAAAUUACGAGGUCAAUCAUAUGGUGGAGUUUCCAACAUGAGGGGAGAAUUUAAUGACUUGAAGGAGCUUAUUCGAAAUGAAAAUCCUUUUGCCUUUUGUAUUCAUCACUUUGCCCAUCAGUUGCAUUCGGUGGUUGUUUCUGUUGCUAAGAACAUUCCGGCUGUUUGGGACUUAUUUACUUAUACAAGUAUGAUUGUCGACACAGUUGGUGAUUUUUCCAAAAGAACAAAUGCAUCUGAGCAAAAAUAUCAUGACAUCUUGAAGAAAUUAGAGGCAGAUGAUUCUUUAAUAGGGAGGGACAAAUAUCAAGAGACUAGCUUUGCAAGGCCAUCUGAUACUCGCUGGGGUUCGUAUUAUGUAACUUUAAUUCGUUUGAUGUGCAUGUGGGAUUCAGUUUUGUGGGUACUUGAAAAAGUUCAUGAAGAUGGUUUUCUUUUUGGACAUAGGGAAUCAGCCGGCAGUUUGAUAGAGAAGAUGGAAAGUUUUCAGUUUGUAUUUGUUCUGCAUUUCAUGCGUAAAAUAUUGGGUACGUCACAUGUUUUGUCAAAUAGCUUACUGCAUCGGAAUAUUGCUACUGCAAUGAACCUAAUAGAUUAUUUCAAAGAAGUGUUACAAAAACUGCGAGAGGAUGGGUGGGAUGCUUUAUUACAAGAGGUUGUCAUCUUUUGUCAGAAGAUGCAUAUCCCGGUGCCUGAUAUGGAAGAGCACUUGCCAAUUCCAGGGCGUUCUCGGCGUGUGGGGCAAACGAUAACCUAUCAUCAUCAUUAUCGUAAUGAGAUUUUUCUUGCGGUGAUUGAUCUGCUUGUUGUGGAGAUGAAUAAUAGGUUCUCUGAAACAAGCAAUGUGCUAUUAGGAUACAUCUCAUGUCUCGAUCCAAGCAACUCUUUUGCUAGAUUUGAUCAGCAUAAAUUGAUUAGUUUUGCUAUGCUUUAUUCUGAUGAUUUCUCAUCUACUGAUAUGUCCAUCUUGAAAGAUCAACUUCAGACAUACAUUUGCGAUGUGAGAAAAAGUUCUGAUUUUACUAGUUGUCAUGAUCUUGCUAGUCUUGCAAGAAAGAUGGUUCAAACUUAUAGGCACUUGGUGUUUCCAUUGGUUUAUCGCUUGAUUGAGUUGGCUUUAAUUCUACCGGUGGCUACAUCAUCCGUUGAGAGAGCUGUUUCAUCAAUGAAUAUUAUCAAAACAGAGUUACACGACAUGACGAGAGAUGAAUGGAUAAAUGAUAGGAUGGUGUGUUAUAUUGAGAGCGGGAUAUUUGCUGCGAUUGAUGAUGAAGAUAUUUUACAACAUUUUUAGAAUAUGCAAUGUAGCUGAUAUAAUGAAGCUUUUGUUUAAAUUAUGUUAUGGUUAGUUUUGUUUAGAUUUUUCUUUAUGUGAUGAGUUUUUGAUUUGGAAGUCAUGGAGCUUAACUUAAUGAAGUUUUAUAACAUUUUAUUUGGCUUCAUUUUUGUAAGAAAUUUGGUUCUCUGUACUGGCACCUCUAAUCUUGGGAUUAACAUGUUUGA